CCGCAAACUUCCUCCUCGAUUUACCGGCCACCAACUCGACAACAUUCACAUCACCAUAGCAUACGAAAGCAUGUCGGUCACAACAACUGCCAACGCUCGCAUCCUAACUACCGCCGACUACCUCUCCGACUACACCAUCCAUCACACGCAGCCCUCUUCCUCCUCCUCAUCCCCCGCACCCGCUCCCAACGCCCUCGACGUACCGGGAGGAACGACCGUAUCAAGAGGAGAUACCCCCAAUGCAGCCAAUUGGGAAACUCGUUGGCGUCGAGUUCCAGCCCAUCGACCAGUCCAAGAUCAGCGAGAUGAGAUGCGGACAACCUAUACGAGUGAGGUGGAGAGGAAUUUCGUGAGGGUAAUGUUUUCUGGAGUAUUCAUGGUGGCUUCUACCAGUCAGAUCUGGAGAGCGACGGGUGGGAGGUUGAAUGGCGACAUUUUCAAGUACAAGGUCGGAGGAGAGUGGUGAACGGAUAUCUCUAGUAGAAGCAGGGAGUGGUAUCGAGUGAACAUGCAUCUCUGACGAC
Messenger RNA from Zymoseptoria tritici IPO323, 524 nucleotides. RefSeq lists its product as uncharacterized. Bases 71 to 466 code for a protein of 131 amino acids. The transcript is spliced from 2 exons. NCBI's taxonomy places the organism in Eukaryota, Fungi, Ascomycota, Dothideomycetes, Mycosphaerellales, Mycosphaerellaceae. The record is from RefSeq and is a predicted model, not a curated record.